Messenger RNA from Amoebophrya sp. A25, 6118 nucleotides. The record is from the annotation of a GenBank genome assembly. NCBI's taxonomy places the organism in Eukaryota, Dinophyceae, Syndiniales, Amoebophryaceae.
CCCUGAGUGCGCAUCGUUGUUAUAACUUUCUACGAGUUCCAUUAGACUCGAAGAACGAGGGACUUACGAUUCACUUUCGAGUUGCCUGCUCUACUAGCCGCAGAUGAAGUUGAACAGAUUUAUAAAUCACUGUAGAACCACUACCACAAAGAGAGAAAGAGUUCGAUGAUGAGCAUUUAGAUAGUUAGUUGGCUCAUGGAGUAGAUUCUGCUUUGACUCUCACCGGACCAAGCAAACAGGCCCCACCCAUCUACCUCAUAGUUCUUGCAUCCAGUCAGCACAUGUGUUAAGCAAGUCAAAUGCAUGACGCCGUUCUACCUAAGCUGAGUCUCUUUAGGGAACUGUAAGCAAUGACAAUGACUCCUGUCGACCAGUUCAAAAUGACUGAAGAGGUCGCCCGAAACCCACUGAUCCCACGCGUGCAUUUUUUUAUAGAGCUCUCCUUUUUAGAGACGAAAUGAGUUGAGUAGAAGUUAGUGGACAUCAAGAGCCUUAUCUGGAUGCAGCUGUAUUGAGAAUAUUUAUUUGAAGGUGAGCGUCGUGUCUGGUACUAUUUUGAAAUCAUACAACAUGCAGGUCUUUGACUUAUCCAUGUAUUGUCGAGCACGAGCCUGUAACUACACAUAGCUUCGGUAACUAGUACUUGCAACGAGUGAUUCCCACAACAGUUUUCUCGUGGCUCUUCUCUUUAAUUUUUUUAUAACGACCUUGAACACAUCUUAGAUUUAGUGUCGCAGAGCAAGUGUCACAUGUUUUUAUCAAUUUGUUGUUUUUUCCAUGAAAUUGGAAACCAUGAGCCUAACCAGCGUAAACCAUGAUUUGCAUCUAAAUUGAACAAAAUCAACAUCCACUCUUCAUUUUAUUGAUGACGAUUAUCAUGUUAGGCACCAUAAGCUUGGUUUUUUUCUGGUGAUCGAUGGACCGAAAGCGCGUGCCCUUUGGGCUCUUCGGAUGUAAUUGUGGAGAGGAAGACUGCGAGGAAGAACUGUUUGAGUGUCCUGAGAUUGAGUUGCCGGAGGCGGACGACUUUGGAGGCGCUUCGCGCUUUGAUCGUGGGAAGGAAGGCGGCGGAAGGAAUUUCGUGCUGGAUCUCGGAGAACAGGACGGCUUUUCGGCGGAUCCCGUUUUUAAAGGCUUUGCUGGUGGUGCCCUAGGGCAGUCUUCCUCGCGAAGGGACGACAGGCGGCUAGCACGAAACAGCGCCAAUCCGCUGGUUGGAUCAGCAUUGCUCGCAACAGCAGAGGAGUCAAAUCCCCCAAAUCCUAUUCCAGAGCAAGGAAAAACAUCAAACGGUUUUGGUUUUGGAGGUGUCGUGGGUACUCCAGGAGCGUCGGUCGUGUUAUCCGAAGAGCCCUCUGGACCGAUCUUUAGAAAUGUGAAAACACAGGAGAAGGAGAAGGAGGUGCUAUCAGAAUCAGCGAAAGACAAGACAGAGCUAUCAGUUGAUGUAGGUGAUUCGCCAGAGUCCUCAUCGGCAGUUCUCUCUGGUGAAGGCAAAAGGGAUACAAAAGUUGCGAGUUCCUCCUCUUCUACUGCUGAGAGUGACGAGACUAUAGACAGAGGAACUGCUGAAAAGACAGCAACAAGCGCGGCCUCAACAUCUUCCUCGUCAAGCUCCACCUCUUCAUCGGAAAAAGCAGAGGUCAACAUGGGUAGCACAGAAACCGCCGAAGAGACUCAAGCAAGGAGCGCUGCCGAUCGCACAGCAGUACCUUCGAAGGACUCUUUGGGUAGCACACCUCCGUCUGCAAGAGAAGGCAUUCUUAUGGACCGGGUGUUAGAUCAGGAUCACUCUGUUUCUAAUCAAUAGAUCCAGCGCUCUUAUAAUGAGGUCCAGAUUUAGGUAGGUCUAGGUCUGAAUUCUCGGACUCUCACUGUGAACAAGUACAACAGCCGGGCCUGUUGUUAUAUCAAAUACUGUUAUUCUAAUGAGAAGAAGGGGUUUCUUUUUUUCAGUACUUGGUGUACUAGGAACAUCAAUAAAAAAUAGUUUUUUAUGUUACACAGUUAUAGUACUGGUUACACAGAAACAAGUCCUACUUUGUAAGGUCUAAUUUCUCUACCGGCGAUGCAGACCGGAGUAUAUUAAGUUCGUCACCGCCGGAAUCGCCUGAGGCGGCACCCUCUCCUCUGGCGUCCUCGUUGCUGAGUCCGAAAGGGGAGUCGCUCAAUACGUGGGUGGCGGAACACUUGUCCGACGAUGACUACAUGAUAUCCCCGCGAACGGCAAAGAACCUGCAGAACAACGCAAAAGUAAGGCAUCUCUCCAAGAACCGGCCAGCAUCAGCCGAAGGCCUGUCCAGUUUUGGGGCCUCGAGCUCCACAAGCUUGAGGAGGGAAGAGACGUCGAAUAAAGCGGGUCUUCAACAGGAGGCUUCAACACAAGAUGAGUCUGUUGCAUUGUCCUCUGUUUCGGCCGGUGCCGCGUCGCCUGUCGGAGCCUACAAGUUGGCGAACGGGGGUCCUGCGCUACCAGCGCUUGCUCUCGGCGCCACCGCAGUAUCGAAACUGCCGCUUGCGAUAAAUACGGGCUAUGCGACGCCUGCGUUCGAGGCGGAGCCAAACGGAAGCCCAACGCCUGGCAGUCCGACCUUUGGACGACCCGGCUACAGCAAGAGCAGCGCGAGCAGCACUACCAUUAGCACUUCGCAGGCUUCACCACCGCCCGGUUCUGCGGAAAAGCAAAUGAGACACCUUACGGGCAGCUUGCCCGACGGUACCGUGCUGACCAGUUCGAGACAGGGUCGCGAUCGGCUGCCGCGAACUGGCAUUUCAGGGAAGGUUUUUGUCCGCCGACGAAACUAUUUUCACCAAGAGGACAAUUUGUACGUUGCCGAGUACUUAGAGAACUGUCGCAAAUACAACAUUCGCAUCGACCCAGGCGUGGUUUCCUGUUUGCAGACCGACGGACAAGAUCUCUACAUUCAGUGCGAAGGUCUGCUAACUGUUGCCUCUAUUCUCUGCAACCCAGUGAAUCCUCCUGUGACUCGGCUCCACGUGAUGCCUCGGUACGAGAACCGGUCGAACCAGUACAUCUGCCUAAUUCUAGAACAGAUCCUCCACGCAAACCGAACCCUGGAAGUCGUUGACUUGUGUGACAUAGGAAUAAACCCAGAUGGCAUGCAGUAUCUGGUAGCAGGUCUUCACCAGCAUGCGAGCGUGCGCCAGCUGCUACUCAGUCGGAAUGACCUCGGUUCAAAGGGGUAAGAAUUUGAGCUUAUAAAUUGUAAUGUGGGCGGUGGGCUGGGAGGUGGGCGUCGGGGCGCCGUCAACGUCAACAGGAGUAGGUUUUUCGUUGUGUACAGAAUGAAUGCAGUUAGAUGUGGUGUGCUGCAGACGUGAUUAUUCGUGAAGCCAGGUAUUCAGGUGGCCAUGCUCUCUUUUUUUUUUUGAAGAUAUCUCUUUUUUUAACUUUUCAUGCAGGUGCAAGCUUGUAAUCAAGGGAUGCGCUACGAUGCCGGUUAUUGAGAAAGUUGACGUGACUUUUUGCGGAAUUGGGGCAACGUACACUCAUAUACUCACUCAGCUUGGAAAAAAGCAUCCUAAAAAGCCUGAAGUCCGGACUGAAGGGAAUACCGCAACGGAGGAGAUAUGGAGUGCGAUAACGCACGGGUACAAGAACUCGUCUAAGAUGAACUAAUUGUAAUUUAGGAUAUUCGUGGGUGAUGGAGAUACGAAUCUACGAUUAUCCACUUCGUGAAUGGAAGUCUUGUCUAAAUCCUAGUCUGCUACCCUGUCCAAUUUUAUCGCUACACAAUCUUUCUGAGCGGUCAACUUUUCUUGUAACAAACGACUGCAGGUUGGGACUGUUGUGGUCUAUUAUCGCCGGUAUCUACAUGACGAUUCAUGUUAGAGACAACCCCACCCACCACGUCCUUGGUUGCCUCACAUACAGCGUCUGCAAGUUCCUCCUCUUUCUCUUCUCCACGCUAUACCACUCGUUUUUCCUGAAGGUACGGAUAUUUUCAGCAUUGACGGUACCACUUCGCUUGAGUAUAUAAUAGUCCUCAGCAGCCUUGUCGAACCUUUCGUUUUACUACCCUUUUAAGAAGACAUCUUCAACUUCUCAUUAAAUGUCUGGAAAUACUUUCCACAGGUGUCGACCCACCAAGUGUUUCAGAUUUUGGAUCACUGUGGUAUUUUCUUAUUCAUCGCGGCUAGCUACACCCCCGUUAUUCAAUUGUCGGAGAUGUCGAAGGAGGCUGCCACGACGAUUUUAGUCGCGCAGUGGAUUCUGGCGGUUGUCGGCGUGGUCGCGUUUAUUAUGGCUUAUUAUUACGAGGGCUUUAAGCGCUGGUACGGUCUGAUCGAGCCCUUCAUAUGCAUAGCUAUGGGCUGGAUGAUUUCAUUGCGCUACGAAGAAACGGUCGGAUCAAUGCCCGCGGAUUCGGCCAAUUUGCUGCUCGUAGGAGGGAUUCUGUACACCUUCGGGGUUGUGUUUCUGUUGGCGGACCGGCACUUUCCGUUUCUGCACGUCAUCUGGCACCUCUUCGUACUGGCGGCUUCGGUACAUCUGUUACGACAUGAAUUUUGUUCGUUGCAAUAUGUGCGGUUUCUGUCUUAUCAAUAUCAACAACAGAUUUUGUCGGUAUAUAAAAAGUAAUCUGAGCAGUUGUUGUUUUGUAUAAGUUCUGAUAUGCUACUCCUUUCAUGCUCAUCUUACUUUUUACUGCAGGUGUGUCACUGGUUUUCGAUUUUGCAUUAUGCUGAGUUUUCCAAACAACGUUGGGAGAUAUUGCAUGGCAAAAGUCGAGAAUGGGAAGCGGGUUUGCUGAUCCAACAUUACAGUCAGCAUUUUGACAUGCUGAAGGAGUCCAUCUCAGUCCUAGUGGCGGGGGUUGCCACAGGCACUGUUACUGCGGCGCUUCCCGGCAUAUCAAACACGGUCGGUGGCUACGUGAAUUCCCGAAGUGCUGCUCCUGGGACGCUCAACGACCCGCUUUCUUCGAAGGGGCGGGUUAAUGCUGAUCCAUUGAAACAAGGUGCAAGCAGCGCCAAGACGGUGACAGAUGAUUACGAGUCGGAGGACGAGGCACCCCGUUCAAGUAACCGAGACUUUGAGCUAUAAGUGGGGCCAAGAAGAAGUAGAAGUUACGUUUCUCUCUUUUUACUUUUUGAAUCAAAACAGAAAAACGACCGGCAACUGCAGUAGCCUCGUGAUCAAACUUCGCGAUGUCGCUGAAGCCCCUGACAAAGCGAUCUUUAUUUGCUUAUGACCCAUGCCGGCAACCCCCGUCCGACCUCCCUAUGAGCAAAUUUUUAUUUUCUGCGCGCGUCAUCAGUGGCAUCGUUCUUUUGAUCCGGGUGACAGGUUUUCUUCCUGAAUAAAUGCAGUAGCAUUGCAAUCCUGUACUUUCGUCUUCAGUUCACAUCAUAAAUUCUAUGAGUUUUUCACGUUCCCCCAGCAUAAUGGCAUAAUCUUAUGUACAUAGUUCUCCCCUAAACCCAUCGUGGUUGUUCCACUUUCUCCAUUGCUUAGAGGAUGACGCAGUUUGCUCCUGUCAUGAUGUUUUCAUAGGAAGCAAUCAUUUUUUCCAUAAAGUUUUUUCUUUACUGAUCCACCUUUUACUUGUGGAUUUUUACGACGCGCUUGUGUAUAGCCUCCUAAGCGACGGCGCCCACCGCAUUCUUUGACUUGCGCUACAGUUGUUUGUGAUUCCAUGAAUACUUCUUGUUUUAAGAAAGUCUUCCGGAGUCGUUGACUGUGAAAUUUUUCGCAUAUGCAAUUCCAAGCAACCUGGACACUUAUGGGAAAUUCGGCUACUGCGUAUUCGCAGUCGUUUGAUCCGUGUUGACGCCACAAUGAUCAUCAAACGAGUUCUCCGUUUGAUGCACCAUGACACUGACUGGAUGCAAACCACGUGGAAGUACAGGACCCGUUUGAAUAGGUUUUAAAGUCUGGUCGGAAAACUUCUGUAUCUUGGAUUCUUGGCUAGUAAAAGAUCGGUGCGCAUUUGGGAUCUUUGGGUGCUGAUUCGCUAUUUGCUGAUUUUAUUCGAAGAGAUCUUAUGAGCUCCUAUUAGUUUCGAGCGACUAUUGGUUAAAGGUGAGUUCCGAUAAGUAGCUAAACAAUUGAUGUUGGAACUAUUGCUUGGAAAUUUUUCCUGAGUGAUCAUUA